AACAAGUCCAACUCUGUGGUUUCUUCGGUAUUUGGCGAUGAUUCCUCUGCAUUGGUCGCGCGCCUUGUGGCUGUUAGUCUUCUCCGGCACCAGUAGCGCCUUUUACGUUUCGUAUGACGAGCCAGCGGUAUACCGAGCGGGCGAUCGAGUUCCACUCGUCAUGAACAAGCUGAAAUCCACUAAAACCCUAUCCUCGAUGGAUUACGCACACCGGCCUUGGUGCAACAACCGGGAGGACGUCACGCCCCUAUCGGCAGAAAGCGCAUGGAAAGGGAAUAUGGAUGUUUGGCACGGCGACGCUUGGUACCGCGGUCCGAUUCUGGGGUUGGAGUUUUUGGCAGACCAGUACUGUGCCGUCCAGUGUGACUUUUCUUUGGAACAACCUUCCGAGCAGGAGGAGUGGGAGUCGGCCAUUGCCCGGGGAUUCCACUACCAUGUGAGCGUGGACGGGUUACCCGUUGCUCAUCAGUGGGAAGAUGAUGACACGGUACAUGUGCUCUCUUCGGGCGGGGUACCACUAGGACGUCGUGGAGGCCCCGGUGAGUCUGCCAAUCCGCAAUUCGACAACGAGACCGUGGAGAACCUCUUUGUCUACAAUCACUGGAAUUUGAGAAUCGACUACGUGGAAAAGGGGCCGGGCGAGUACCAGAUUGUGCACGCCGUGAUACAGCCCUUCAGCGUCCAACCAGUCGAUGGUACGGACGGAGCGCGGCCGGCCAUGGAAUCAUGCACAACCGAACGGCGGCACACAAAUUACGAUAUGACGACAACUAUUCCACCGCAGUCUCCGAGUGGAUCGUUUCCGUUUACCGUGGACGUCAUUUGGGUAAAGGCGCCGACCGACAUAAGAGCUUCCUCCCGGUGGAACCAGUUGUUGACGAUGGACGACUUCGAUCCGCUUAUGCACGACGUCUCUCUGCAAAUUGCUUGUCUCGUACUGGCCCUUUUCAUUAACGCCAUCUUGUACGGUUCCCUAUGGACCUGGGUGAUGCGGGACUUGAGUUACAAACCCGUCGCGAUGGAAACGGAAAUAAUCUCUGAAGAGCAAGAGCAAGAAAUGCAACUCUGGCCGCUUUCGACCCGUGUAUUUUUCCCGGUCACUCGGCACCCGUGGCUCUUUUGUGCCGCCUGUGGACAAGGAGCCCACUUAUUGUUGACAACCUUGUGUUUUCUCUUCUUUUUCCAAAUUGGUGUCAUUCACCAAGCACUCGGGGCCACUAUCUUAUUACCCGUCGUUGCGCUGUAUACGAUCGCCAGUCCGAUGGGCGGUUACGUAACGGGUCGUUGCCGAAGAGUCCUACACGGGAGAAUGAUGCAAGCCUUGAAGGCAUGCGUUUCAGCUUCCACGCUGUACCCACUUCUGGGACUACUCGUUAUGGUUUUGUGCUACGACGUCUUUCCCAGUGACGAGGCUCCCCGGUACCGCGUGCUGGAUUCCAGCAAGGAAUUGAUUCUUUUGUGGUUACUCGGCAUUGUUCCGUUGACACUCCUCGGUGGGUUUUUGGGAUACCGCAACGGACCGAUUGAUAAAUUUCCAGUUUCGGAAGGAACGAUGGGCUAUCAGGAUCUUGCUUUACACAGAGUGGAUGAUAGUGAUGAUUCCUCCAAGCGCUCUCUAUGCUGGCUUAGGAUGAGGACACCUGUUCUGUUCUUGACGGCCGGUCUUCUUCCCAUGCUGAGCUUUUUCAACACCUAUGCGUAUGGUGUAGCUGCGCCGGUGUACCAGGACUUUUACGUGUCCAGCCGACUUCAAGUUUUUCUACCAUUUAUUUUGUUCUUGACGUGCGUCGGGGGCGUGGCUAUGCUACUGUUCUACCGGCAAAUUCGAGCACAAAAUUAUGCGUGGUGGUGGGCUACAUUCUUAACUGCCGGUUCGAGUGGUUUCUACUGUUUUUUGUUAUCAAUCAGUUGGCUCAUCUACAACGCCACCCAUCGGAAUGCCGACGCCCGGUCCGUGGCGGUCUACAUGCUCUGGUUCGCCUACACCUCGCUGGGUGUGACGCUGGCGUGUGGUUUUGUGGGUAUCCUUAGUUGCGUUUUGUUCAGUCGAGCGUUGUACUCCUACGGACUGUGCCGAGCCCCUUGA
This is a messenger RNA of Phaeodactylum tricornutum CCAP 1055/1, 2086 nucleotides long. RefSeq lists its product with no specific name. The record is from RefSeq and is a predicted model, not a curated record. The transcript is spliced from 2 exons. Gene Ontology annotation, cellular component: membrane. Gene Ontology annotation, biological process: protein localization to membrane. NCBI's taxonomy places the organism in Eukaryota, Bacillariophyta, Bacillariophyceae, Surirellales, Neidiaceae. The coding region runs from base 38 to 2086 and encodes 682 amino acids.